Messenger RNA from Homalodisca vitripennis (glassy-winged sharpshooter), 924 nucleotides. RefSeq names its product magnesium-dependent phosphatase 1-like. The transcript has 4 exons. Gene Ontology annotation, molecular function: acid phosphatase activity. The coding region runs from base 136 to 813 and encodes 225 amino acids. Lineage: Eukaryota; Metazoa; Arthropoda; Insecta; Hemiptera; Cicadellidae. The record is from RefSeq and is a predicted model, not a curated record.
GCUACAACAUAACAAGAGUAUCACGUCAUAAAAUCUACAUGUUAGCCACCACUCUCUUGUUAUAUAUAGCCCACCACUAUCAGCAUUAUACACCUCCAAGUAUCGGAAUUAUAGCCUGUUUUACGUAACUCUACGAUGCAUACAGCGACGUUUAUACUGUGCACAGCAAUGUGUUAUUCGUUUAUGAAGUCAUUUUCAUACUGUACCAUCGACCCAGAGCUUGAGCAGGAGGAGAAUAUUCCUUUCAAAUUUGCUGCUGAACCAACCCUUCCGGAACUAGUUGUUUUUAAUGUUGAUGAAAUUAUAUGGCCGUAUAAGGUAGACGAAGUUAUGACACCACCUUUAAAAGCAUCAAACAUGAAAUACCAAAUCAAAGACCGGAUGGGAAAAGUGUUCGAGUUAUCUCCUGACGCAGGGCGCAUACUGGAGGAACUGUUCCAUCGAUGGUACAGUGUUGGAGGUUUGGUGCAAAGUACUGAUGUCGGCAAGAUUGAGGAGAUUAUGAAUCUAUUCGAUAUUGACAAGUUUUUCAAAUACUUCGAGGUUUUUCCAAAACUACCCGGAUCAAAAAUAAAACACUUAACCAGAAUAAGUGAACGUGCCAAAGUCCCACUUGAAGACGUCUUGUAUUUUGACUCCAAUAAAGAGGACUUAGAAGAGAUGAGAAAUCUGGGAAUUACAUCAGUUUAUGUGGAUCCCAAGGAGGGCAUUACUUACAAACACGCCACAGAAGGCUUCCGGUUGUACUUCAAGGCGAAGAAUCACACCUUGUCUUACCAUUACGCACUUGCGACCACAGCACAACCAGCGUGAUUUGAGACGAACUGAACCGGAAGUUGUUCAUACCAUCUGUAAUUAUACAUUUUGCAUGUAUGCUAGAAUAUCUUAUUUAUACGUUUUUCAUAAACAUUAUACAGAUCUUUA